AUGAUUCAUACCACAAGAUUCGAACCAAGUGAUCGAUUACUUGUAGUGGUGGAACGUGGAACUAAUCUUCCUGCAAAGGAUUGGAAUGGACUCAGUGAUCCUUUCGUUAUUCUAAAGUUGAAUGAUUCGUUUGAGAAAAAGACGAAAAUUAUCAAGAAGAAUUUGAAUCCGGUUUGGAAUGAGGAAUUUCUCUUCUUUUCAUUGGGAGGAAGAGAUCCAUUGCAAUUGACAUUUGAAGGAACUAUUUCAAUCCAUUACAAAAUUAUUCGAAAGGAACAGAGAGAAUCAGGAAUGUUUCCUUCCAUUACUCAAGGUAGUGAUGGAAUUGUUGCUGGUGAGAAUGAGAAUGAAAGGAAUUCCUUUUUUAAUUAUGAAUUUUCUCCAACAUUUUGUCCAAGUCUUCCAAUGAAUUUCAAAUUAUUGUCUGUCAAGAAGGAAAAAAAAGUCAUCUGUCAAUGUGAUUUUGAAGGUCCUUUUGAAAAACCUAGAAAUAAUCUCACAAAAGAACCAGGAGUUCUCCAAAUAUGCUAUUUCAAUAUUCCACAAGACAAAUUUUCACAAAUCCACUCUGAAUAUCUAUAUUCCUAUUUUGAUCGAUUGAAACAGUCUACAGAAAUCAUGAAUAGUCAAUUGAUGAUGGAGAAAAUUUCACAUGAACAGGAGAAGGACAUUACCUCUCUCUUCAAGAAGGGAAAAUACUCAAAAGUUCUCGAGCACACUUGUAAGGUCAACACAACAGAUGGCUUACUCACCGUUCUGACCUUCUCGUGUCUUGUUGGGGAUUCCAUGAUGGCCCUCUUUCGAUAUGUCAGUUAUUCGUACGAACAGAGAAUUCGAAUCACCUUAAUAGAAAUUAUGAAACAAUCGAAAAUUGUACCAAUCACGAACAUUACAUGCAAUGGUAUUACUAAUGGAGGUGGUAGUAUUAAUAAUAAUUAUAAUUCACCUCCAUCUCCUACUGUAACAUCUUCAUCAUCAUCUUCAUCUUCAUCACCAUCAUCGGAUAGAGUUAUGGACGUGGGAAGUUUGUCCUCCUUAAUGGAUGAUGAAAAUUGUGCAUUGUGUUCUCCAUCACGACUUUUAUCGAGUAAUAAUGCUAACAGUAGGAAAAAUUCUGCAACCUCUCCUAAAUCACCAAUUAUUGCCCUUUCUCCCUCAUCCAACAAUAAACAUCUUCAUUAA
Messenger RNA from Naegleria gruberi, 1182 nucleotides. RefSeq lists its product as uncharacterized. The coding region runs from base 1 to 1182 and encodes 393 amino acids. The transcript has 2 exons. Gene Ontology annotation, molecular function: calcium ion binding. Lineage: Eukaryota; Heterolobosea; Eutetramitea; Acrasida; Naegleriidae. The record is from RefSeq and is a predicted model, not a curated record.